CUAUCAUUAGUGACAAGGCCAGCUCCACCGAGAUUCAGCUAAAUAAACAACAGACUGUGGUGGUGGACCUGACUGCUAAAGUGGCAAUGCUUGAGAGUGAGAAUGCAGGCCAAGCCCAGGAAGGCUACUGUGGAGGAUGUACUGAAGAAGGAGAACGCCGCCCAGACGCUUGAAUUAGGCGUCCUUGCGGACAAAUCCAACCAGAUUGGAGAGCAGCAGAAUGUGUUGGUGGUGCUGAAGGAAGAAGUGGAACAGCUACAAAGAGAGAGCCCAGCCCAGUCCCAGGAGCUGACCGCUGUCAGUGAGAAGUCGAGCACUAUGGAGACUCUGGUGAAGGAACAGGAGAGUGUGGUGAUCGAGUUGAAGGCAACAGUGGAGGAGCUGAGGAAGGAGAAUGCUGCUCAGGCCCAAGAACUGGUGUCUCUUGGGGACAAGACUAGUCAAGUGGAGGGACAGGUGAUUGUUGUGGAGGAUCUGAAGGCUGAGGUGGAGACACUCAAGAGAGAAAACACAGCCCAGUCCCAGGAGCUGACCGCUGUCAGUGAGAAGUCGAGCACUACGGAGACUCUGGUGAAGGAACAGGAGAGUGUGGUGAUCGAGUUGAAGGCAACAGUGGAGGAGCUGAGGAAGGAGAAUGCUGUAAACACCCUUACUGACAAGUUUGACUCAACUGGCAGUCAGAUGGAGCAGCAACAUGCCAUGGUGGUUGAUCUGAAAGCUGAACUUGCACAGCUCAGAAAGGACAAUGAAGGUCAGUUUGCCGAGCUGAAAGCCCUUGAUGAGAGGUCAGGCUCCACUGAGCAUCUCGCUAAAGAACAGCAGACAACGCUGGGAAUGCUCAGGGCUGAAUUGGAAGUGGCAAAGUCAGAGAAUGCAGCCCAGUCCUCAAGCCUGGAGGCCCUGGCUGACAGAGCCGGCUCCACUGAGAGCCUGGUGAAGGAGCAGAAAGCAGAGGUGGUCCAACUCAAGGCCACAGUGGCGGAGCUGGGGAGAGAUAACCAAGCUCAGGCUGAGGAGCUGACAGCCCUGGAUGACAGGUCCAAAUCCACGGAGAGCCAGGUGAUGCAGCAACAGAGUGCUGUCGCCGAGAUGAAGACCGCAGUGGAGGCACUCAAGGCAGAGUAUGCAGGGAGACCAAAGGUGGCCUUCACCGCGGCUUUGGGUAUUUCAGGACGACUGGGACCAUUCAGAACAGAGACAACACUCGUGCAUAAGAAGGUCAUAGCAAACACUGGCAAUGGCUACAACCCCGAAACAGGUACAAUUUGUGCAAUUUGUUAUAGUUCUCAAACAGAGGCCAGGUCUCUCAACACUACAUGUAUCUUCACUGCGCCAGUGAAGGGUACCUACUUCUUCCGGUUCACGGUGGCCAGCGACCAGGGCAAGUACAGCCGAGGCUCCGUCCUCUACAAGAACUCGGAGCAGGUGCUGAGCAUCUUCCAGCACGACAAGAUCUCCAGCCUGCAGCACUUCUCCAGCGGCGCCAACCUGGAGCUGGAGGAGGGAGACACCGUCUCCCUGCGCCUGCAGACCAACUACCAGCUCUUUGAUGACGAGCACAACCACAACACCUUCAGCGGCUUCCUGCUCUUCCCCAUGUAA
This is a messenger RNA of Alosa alosa (allis shad), 1602 nucleotides long. Its product is annotated as CAP-Gly domain-containing linker protein 1-like. The coding region runs from base 103 to 1602 and encodes 499 amino acids. The transcript has 12 exons. The record is from RefSeq and is a predicted model, not a curated record. Lineage: Eukaryota; Metazoa; Chordata; Actinopteri; Clupeiformes; Clupeidae. Gene Ontology annotation, molecular function: protein binding.